This is a messenger RNA of Tripterygium wilfordii, 531 nucleotides long. RefSeq lists its product as uncharacterized. The record is from RefSeq and is a predicted model, not a curated record. The coding region runs from base 1 to 531 and encodes 176 amino acids. Lineage: Eukaryota; Viridiplantae; Streptophyta; Magnoliopsida; Celastrales; Celastraceae. The transcript has 2 exons.
AUGACUAAGAGGCCAUUUUCGGCCAAGGGGUAUAGAGCCAAAGAAUGUUUGGAGUUGGUACAUUCUGAUGUGUGUGGUCCAAUGACUAUCCAAGCAAGGGAAACAGCUGCCUAUAUUCUGAACUUAGUUCCUUCUAAGUCAGUACCAACUACUCCUACUGAAUUAUGGACAAGGCGAAAGCCCAGCUUGGCCUAUAUAUGGAUAUUGGGUAGUCCAGCCCAUGUGCUAGUAGGGAACAUUGGGAAGUUGGAAUCAAGAACAGAAGUAUGUUUUUUCAUUGGAUACCCUCGAGGUACCAAAGGUGGUUUGUUUUAUAGUCCUAAGGAUCAGAAGGUCAUUGUCAGCACCAAUGUCCGAUUCUUAGAAGAAGACUAUAUGAUGAAUCACAAACCCAAAAGUAAGAUUGUUCUUGAGGAAUUAAGAGGGGAAAUACAAGGAAACCAAACAACUCAAGGAACACCAGUUGAGGAAAACGAUCCAGUACCACAUAAAAGUGGGAGGAUUGUGGAAUCCCAAACUAAUUCUGUUUAG